Branchiostoma belcheri (Belcher's lancelet) is the source of this 2373-nucleotide messenger RNA. RefSeq names its product probable tRNA (uracil-O(2)-)-methyltransferase. Lineage: Eukaryota; Metazoa; Chordata; Leptocardii; Amphioxiformes; Branchiostomatidae. The transcript has 10 exons. Gene Ontology annotation, molecular function: tRNA (uridine) methyltransferase activity; metal ion binding. The coding region runs from base 182 to 1561 and encodes 459 amino acids. Gene Ontology annotation, biological process: tRNA methylation. The record is from RefSeq and is a predicted model, not a curated record.
CAAAGGUGAGGAAGAUGGCGUCACUUCGCUGCACCUGAAAAUUCGUCUGCUCUUACUAAACAGAUUUUACGGAAUUUCAGCUGAAAUUUGAGAGAUUUCCAGUGUUCAUCAGAUCCACGUAAUUCUAGGUGCAGUUUCCUACAGGUAACAGUCCCGCCUAGCCUGUCAAUACACUGCAGACAUGUCGGGGCGCGAGUUCCUUCCCGAAGCGAUAGUCACGCGCGUCGCUGCUCUACCGACCGCCGCCCAAGUUCAAGGUUUCUGGAGCGGUGUGGCCGUUUGGGUGGACAAGCCCCACGUGGUCAACCGGCGACUGACCGGCGCGAAGGAGCUGGCCAGAAUCUGGACAAACGGCGCGGUCAUCAGCACACUUCUGCAGAACCCAAAGGCCCUCUUGGCUGAGGAGUCAUCAGAAGAAGGAAGGCUGCAGAAGAGACUGGAAGCGCUGAAGAUGGAAGGAAGGAAAGAAGCAGAGGCAGACGAUUUGGAACUGAUCGUCAGGGACCUGUUACCACGGCAACUGGAGAGGGCAAAGGUCGUCAGAGAGGUCAUUGUUUUGGAUCACCCCCAGACCCGUGCGUGGUUCGUCCCGCUGGGGGUCAGCCGACCUGAUGACCCUGACAGUGGGAGUGAGCUGAGCUUUAAGUCCUACAGAUUUGUCUACUCUGAUUCUGAAGACGACAGCCGAACAGGGAAAACUAUUGCACUAGACAUCCUGAGCCCACCAGAGGCGAGUGCUUCUGUACACAGCGGCGGGAACUGCAGCACAGGGGGCGCUGAUGCACACAGUCCGAAUGAUGACGGCAUCUGCAGCCCUACCACAAAGUGGCUUUGUUCUCACCUGCUUCCCAAGAUAGCCAAGUGGUCGGAGGAGACGGUUGCUAAGGGCAACAGAAGGAGGGUCCAGGAGCUGGUACCCAUCGACAGGUACAACGUCAGGUACCAGCAGCUGAAGAGGAGAUACGGCAGGAGGAUGAUACAGGUGGGCAGGAGGAUGGAGAAAAGUCAUUCUUAUCAUGAAAGCUCAUCUGUGUUGCUUGUGUGGGAGGAGGAGAGAAUGAGGCUGGGACUGGAGGAGAAACAGUCCUUUGUGGAUCUGGGCUGUGGAAACGGACUGCUGGUCUACAUCCUGGCUCAGGAAGGGCACCCUGGUAAGGGGAUAGAUGUGAGGAAACGCACAACCUGGGACAUCUACGGACCAGACACGGUGCUACAGAUGUCUGAAGUCGUGGCCAUGUUCGACAAGGAGACGUUACAGAAACUCAAGUGUGAAUGUGGAGGCCUCAAGACACUGCUGAAGAACAAGAACCAAGUCUUUAUCUUAAGAGGUGACAGUGUCAGGCUACGUGAUUGGUCGCUGGAGGAGGCAGGAGCCCACAAAUCUGCCGGCUCCACCAAUAGGAGGAGAGGUAAGAAGAAGAAGAAGACGGACAGGGAUCUGCGUGUGAAGACCAGUCUGUGCUGGUUUUAUCUGCACCAUCCCGACGGCUGCCCAAGACUGGCGCAGAACUGUUACUAUGCACACGGACAGGCAGAACUCAGGAACAAAAUAGGGAAAUAAUCAAUCAUGAAAGUUCACCUGUGUUGGUAGUUACAUGUUUAAAGUUAAAACUUUAGAUCCAACACAAAUUCUCUCACCUAGAGCUUUUGACCAGUUACUCUAGUCUUCCUCAGUAGACUGAUCCAGUGAAGCUUGUCACAUGGCUUCUUUGAAGUGUGACGUGGAAAAUCCCCUAGUUCUUUUCGACAAGCACCAUGAACAGGAACAAAAUAGGGAAGUAGUUAAGACAUACCGGUGCAACAGCUCAAUUGGUAGUCUUAAGAGUGCUCGCUUUGUAACCGGGAGGUCGUGAGUUCAAACCCUGGCCAGGUCAUACCAAAGACUUUAAAAUUGGUACACACUUCUUUCUUUCUCUGCUUAGCACUCAGCACAUAUGAGAAAGAGUGUGGGAAGGUCAAACACACAGCACUACCAGUGGACUAGCCCCCUGCUGUAGUGCCCUGCACAACUGUGUGUCGACCAAGGGCUACGGAAAUGGACAUGGGCACCAAACCCUAGUAUAUUCUCUGCAUAGGGCACGGAAAACCUUUUUAGGGCUGAACCAGUACUGGUUUGAAGCGGAACAACAUUGGGGAGCCAAAUUGAUGCAAAAACCGGAUCAUCGGACCUAAUGUACAUUUCUGUAGAUUGUAAAACACAUCUUAAGAUAAUCUGGCCAUGGCAGGUAAAGAAGAUAACCCUGAAUCAAACUUGAUUGGCCUUAAUCCAUGUUUGUCUUUUUCUGUUACUGUGUUCAGCUUUAAUAUUGGUACUUACAGUAUGGUACUUUUUAGUAGCAUAAAAAGUCCUGAUAACAUCAUCAUUACAUAAGA